GCGUCUUCCCCUUCCCUUUGUGGCGUAAAAGAAAGAAAAGAAAAUCUCCCGUCUCUUUGUCUCCUCCGCUCCUUGCGCCGCCGAGACGAGUCGCGGCUGAACAGGGGAGGGGCGGCGAUCUCCAUCGGGGCGAGCAGAGCAGGGGAGAGGAUUCAUGGUUUAUCACUCUAGCUUUGUUGAUGACACCGGGAUUACCAAAGCAUGCGGCUGUCCUUUGCUUCCACUAAAAACUCAUAUAAGGGGCCCAGCGCCAGCAUUCGAUCAAGACAAGGCUGACAUUGUUGAUGAAGCAAUUACAUUCUUCCGAGCAAAUGUCUUCUUCAAAAACUUCAAUGUGAAAAGCCCAGCAGACAAGUUACUGAUCUAUCUGACAUUUUACAUCAAUAUUGCCCUGAAAAGGCUGGAAGGUUGCCGAACACUGGCUGUUGGGACAAAGGCAAUCAUUAAUCUGGGUUUGGAGAAAGUUCCUGUGCCUGGGGAACCAGGGUUUCCCUUCCCUGGUCUUUUCACUCUACCCCAAUCUCAGGAGGAAGCAGGGACUAAAUAAAACAGUAACUUUCCAUCUCUCAUGGAAUGUGAUCUCAAUUAAGCAUUUCUCUGUUGGAUUCAGAACUAUUGAGGAAUUAUCUGAAGCAGAUAAGGGAGGAAACAAGUGGAAGGUUGCUUAACUGCGCAUACAGAGCUAAUGGUACUCCAAACAAAUGGUGGUUGGCUUUUGCAAAGAGGAAAUUCAUGAACAUUGUCAUUCUUUGAAGUAUAGGUAUUUUCCGCGACAUGUUUGAGCAAUUGAGCAGCUUGUAGGAAUGGUAAUUGCACUUGCGUACUUAUUUCUGCGAAUACUUUAGAGAAUUAAAGGAACGACAAUGAUUCUACACCUCGAUUGAUGGAGCCAAAGGUUCUAAUGAAACAAUGGAUAGAAUGUCAACAAUUUGUUUAUUGCAAUGGAUGAACACAAGGACACCUUUCAGCUGUUAUGUUGAAUUUCUAUUUUUCAUUUUUAUUGUACUCCGUCCGUGCCCUUAAAUUGGGCAUGUAUUUUUCAGAUGAUGUUUGAAUAGCGAAUGUUCCGUGUAGGACAUUUGUACAGAUUUAAUCAGGUGUAAUGAGAAUGUGAAUAUAUAUUUUCCUGAUCCCUCUUUUUUGUAUCA
Messenger RNA from Oryza sativa Japonica Group (Japanese rice), 1148 nucleotides. Its product is annotated as actin-related protein 2/3 complex subunit 3. Gene Ontology annotation, cellular component: Arp2/3 protein complex; cytoskeleton. Gene Ontology annotation, molecular function: actin filament binding. NCBI's taxonomy places the organism in Eukaryota, Viridiplantae, Streptophyta, Magnoliopsida, Poales, Poaceae. Gene Ontology annotation, biological process: Arp2/3 complex-mediated actin nucleation; regulation of actin filament polymerization. The record is from RefSeq and is a predicted model, not a curated record.